This is a messenger RNA of Penicillium canariense, 1005 nucleotides long. Its product is annotated as FAD-dependent oxidoreductase. Gene Ontology annotation, molecular function: FAD binding. Lineage: Eukaryota; Fungi; Ascomycota; Eurotiomycetes; Eurotiales; Aspergillaceae. The transcript has a single exon. The record is from RefSeq and is a predicted model, not a curated record. The coding region runs from base 1 to 1005 and encodes 334 amino acids.
AUGGGUUUACUCGACGAAAUUCUCGCACACUCAACCCUCAACAGUGGGGAUAUCUGGGUGUGGAGUGACCAUUGGAAGAAGCUUUCAUCAAUCAAUCCGAAGCCAUAUGGGGGCCUGCCGGCAGCGACAAUGCGAAUCACACGAAGAGACCUCAAGCGCAUUUUGAUCGAAAAGGCCGAACGAACAGAUACGAUAUGGAAAUGGAAUACCACCUUUUCAGGGGCAGAAAGGUUGUCAAAUAACAAAAUCCGUGCUACCUUCUCUACAGACGAAGGGAAAACUGUAUCCAUGGAAGAUUGCGACCUGCUCGUCGCGGCCGACGGGACGAACAGCGCAGUGGGAGACGCCUUUCGACCUGGUGAUAUGAAGCUGCAUUACACCGGCGCAACCCAGAUUGGUGGGAUCUCGCGUCUUCCCGAUGGCCUUCCUCAUCCCAUCCAUGAAGACUACGGCCUACAGAUGUCCUCGGGAGAAGGGGUAUGCUGCAUUUACACCCCCUUCGACAAUAAGACAGUCGCCUGGGCAUUGAGUCGCCUGGAGCCUGAGCGAGCGGCCAAGAGCAACUUCACCAUGGAAGAAUUCUCCUCCCUCAAAGAAGAGGCUCUUCAAGCGGCGUCCAUGUUUCAAGAGCCUUUCAAAACGGUCGUUGAAGCUACGGAUCCAGAUACAGCAUUCAUUCGACCAGCCCACGAAAGACCAGCAUUCCGGCAUGAUGCACGCUUACGAGGUGUCAUGUUUAUCGGCGAUGCCAACCAUGUGCUUAAUCCAUUCGAGUUCGUCGGUGCAAACUUGGCGCUCAAGGAUGGAUGGGACUUGGCGGAGCAGAUUUGUCGGAAUGCCACGAUGGAAAGCACCGUUGUCUCGUACGAUAAAUCCAGUAUUCCUCGGUUUGAAAAUGUCUACAAGUUCUCCCAUACUAGACUCGGAUUCGGGCAUAGCACUGGGCUGAAGUGGAUAUUCUACAAGCAUGGCAUGGCUGCUCAGAGAGCGCUUGGGAUGGUAUAA